Plasmodium inui San Antonio 1 is the source of this 1338-nucleotide messenger RNA. RefSeq names its product tubulin beta chain. The coding region runs from base 1 to 1338 and encodes 445 amino acids. Gene Ontology annotation, molecular function: structural constituent of cytoskeleton; GTP binding; GTPase activity. The transcript is spliced from 3 exons. Lineage: Eukaryota; Apicomplexa; Aconoidasida; Haemosporida; Plasmodiidae. Gene Ontology annotation, biological process: mitotic cell cycle; microtubule cytoskeleton organization. Gene Ontology annotation, cellular component: microtubule; cytoplasm. The record is from RefSeq and is a predicted model, not a curated record.
AUGAGAGAAAUCGUUCACAUCCAAGCCGGCCAAUGUGGUAAUCAGAUAGGUGCAAAAUUUUGGGAAGUCAUAUCCGACGAGCACGGCAUAGAUCCAAGUGGUACCUACAGAGGAGACAGUGACUUACAGUUAGAAAGAGUUGAUGUGUUUUACAAUGAGGCAACCGGUGGUAGGUACGUUCCCAGAGCCAUUUUAAUGGAUCUGGAACCAGGAACUAUGGACAGUGUGCGAGCAGGACCUUUCGGUCAGUUAUUCAGACCUGACAAUUUUGUAUUUGGACAAACAGGAGCUGGAAAUAAUUGGGCCAAGGGACAUUACACAGAAGGUGCCGAAUUAAUAGAUGCAGUUUUAGACGUAGUUCGAAAGGAAGCAGAAGGAUGUGAUUGUCUACAAGGAUUUCAAAUUACUCAUUCUUUAGGUGGAGGUACAGGUAGUGGUAUGGGAACCUUGCUGAUUAGUAAAAUUAGGGAAGAAUAUCCAGACCGUAUUAUGGAAACCUUUUCAGUUUUCCCCUCGCCAAAAGUAUCAGACACAGUUGUUGAGCCAUACAAUGCAACCCUGUCUGUGCAUCAAUUGGUUGAAAAUGCUGAUGAAGUACAAGUUAUAGAUAAUGAGGCCCUGUAUGAUAUUUGUUUUAGGACAUUGAAACUUACUACUCCAACUUAUGGUGACUUAAAUCACUUAGUUUCUGCUGCCAUGUCAGGAGUUACAUGUUCAUUAAGAUUUCCUGGUCAGUUAAAUUCUGAUUUGAGAAAAUUAGCUGUUAAUUUAAUUCCCUUCCCACGUCUCCACUUCUUUAUGAUUGGAUUUGCACCACUAACAAGCCGAGGCAGUCAGCAAUACAGGGCUCUAACAGUACCAGAGUUAACUCAACAGAUGUUCGAUGCCAAAAAUAUGAUGUGUGCAAGUGACCCAAGACACGGAAGAUACUUAACCGCCUGCGCCAUGUUUAGAGGACGAAUGUCAACUAAGGAGGUAGACGAGCAGAUGCUCAGCGUGCAGAACAAGAACUCCUCCUACUUCGUUGAAUGGAUUCCCCACAACACCAAGUCCAGCGUUUGUGACAUUCCACCAAAGGGAUUGAAAAUGGCAGUAACCUUCGUAGGAAACUCCACGGCCAUCCAGGAAAUGUUCAAGAGAGUGUCAGAUCAAUUUACGGCUAUGUUCAGAAGAAAGGCAUUUUUGCACUGGUACACAGGAGAAGGCAUGGACGAAAUGGAAUUCACAGAAGCAGAGUCCAAUAUGAAUGAUUUGGUUUCCGAGUAUCAGCAAUACCAAGAUGCAACAGCUGAAGAGGAAGGAGAAUUUGAGGAAGAAGAAGGAGACGUCGAAGCUUAG